GCAACACAAUCUAGAUUUCUUCUUCCUCGUGGUGCACUCUGGGAUUUUAUGUAAACCAACAUGGCAGCCGCCUGUAGCAGGACCCUCUGUAAGGUCGGUUGGAGUAUUUUGGAGUCUCAACCAGCACGCCGGCCCGGUAUCGUCUCCUCCUACCUGUUGGGGAAUGUAAGCACACUUGUGUCCAGGAGGGCAUUCGGUACCGGCGGGACCGGGUACCGCUCCAAGCUGCUAUCCCCUCUGCAGACAGGGAGAGCUGGAGGCGGCGGCAGGGUGCUGGGCUGUGCCGUGCUGGUCGGUGCCGGGCUGGGUUUAUACCACACUGUGAAGUUCAGGUUGCAGCAGCACCUGGCCGAGGAGGAGACCAAAGUCUCAGGAGGAGGUCUGAAGUUGAUCCUGUACCAGUACAAGACCUGCCCGUUCUGCAGCAAAGUGCGAGCCUUCCUGGACUACCAUGGGCUGCCGUACGAGAUCGUGGAGGUGAACCCGGUGAUGAGGAAGGAGAUCAAGUGGUCAGACUACAGAAAAGUUCCCAUCCUGAUGGUGGACGGCGAAGUGGUAAGACACUAG
Molecule: messenger RNA, 567 nt
Organism: Notothenia coriiceps (black rockcod)
Lineage: Eukaryota; Metazoa; Chordata; Actinopteri; Perciformes; Nototheniidae
Product: prostaglandin E synthase 2-like
Exons: 2
Coding region: 61-567 (168 amino acids)
Cellular component (GO): mitochondrion
Molecular function (GO): prostaglandin-E synthase activity
Source: RefSeq, a predicted model, not a curated record